Oncorhynchus gorbuscha (pink salmon) is the source of this 806-nucleotide messenger RNA. Its product is annotated as potassium channel subfamily K member 18-like. NCBI's taxonomy places the organism in Eukaryota, Metazoa, Chordata, Actinopteri, Salmoniformes, Salmonidae. The record is from RefSeq and is a predicted model, not a curated record. Gene Ontology annotation, cellular component: membrane. Gene Ontology annotation, biological process: stabilization of membrane potential; potassium ion transmembrane transport. Gene Ontology annotation, molecular function: potassium ion leak channel activity.
GUUAUGGAGAGAUCUAUCCGGUGACCCUGAAUGGUAAGGUGGUCUGUAUCCUGUAUGCCAUGGUGGGUAUCCCCCUCAUGCUCCUGGUCAUCACAGAUGUGGGAGACCUCAUGGCCGUGCUCCUGUCCAGGGCCUACAUCCACCUGCACACUCUUUUCUGCAGGUUGCGUCAAUAUGGCCGCUGGUUCCGCUCCCAUCACACAGAGAAGUCAGGGGACGGGGGCCAGGGGGACCGCCAGGACGGAACCUACACAUUCAGCCACAAGGUGGUCGUCCAGGAGCCCAUCGACAUCCGACAGGUCCUUCACAGCCAGCAGUCUGUGAAGUGCAAGUCCAACCAGUUGCUGAACAACACAAAGAUCUUUGACUGCAUCAUUGCACAGGAGAACUUCAACAGGCAGGGCCCACUGUGCCGGAGCCUUUCUUGCCAUGAGCUUGACAGCAUGCCUCCCUUGCCCAAAGACUUUGCCAUCUGGGACUUCACAGGCAUCGGGGAGAGUAUGGACAAGCUAAACGUCCCGCUGCUCCUCAUCCUGGUGGUGGUGUUUGCCUACAUCCUGUUUGGAGGCCUCAUCCUGCCCCUGUGGGAGACAGAGUUCAACACCUUUGACGCCUACUACUGCUUCAUCACCCUCACCACCAUUGGCUUCGGUGACAUCGUGCCCAACCACCCCAAGUUCUUCAUGCUCACCUUCAUCUUCAUCAUCACGGGCAUGGCCAUCAUGUCCAUGGCCUUCAAGCUGGGCCAGUCACGCAUUGUCAGCUGUUACCGCCAGUGCAUGCGCUGUAUCAGCGGGGGAAGGUGA